Lecanosticta acicola is the source of this 588-nucleotide messenger RNA. Lineage: Eukaryota; Fungi; Ascomycota; Dothideomycetes; Mycosphaerellales; Mycosphaerellaceae. The record is from the annotation of a GenBank genome assembly.
AUGGCAGACAACAGCAAGCCUACCAACAAUCAACUCUCGCUCGACCUUCUCGGGCCGACCGCAUACUGGACGGGCCACAACGAUAGUACUGGGAAGGCUAUCGUGCACUCCAAACACCCCGUCGACUGGGUGAAAUAUGACGAAGACAAGCUCGCCAUGUCCGUCGCCUACACCACCGCUUUCCCCGCCGACCUCAACAACGACGAAGACGUCAAGAAGCACGAACAAAAAAUGAAAUCCGGCAAUCUUGGUCUGGUGUCCGGAGGUGGCACUGUCCUGAGGUACGUGGACUUUGCUCCGGGAUAUACUUGCAUGAUGCACCGGACGCAGUCGGUGGAUUAUGGUAUUGUACUGGAGGGUCAGGUGGAGUCUGUCCUUGAUUCGGGGGAGGUGCAGUUGAUGAAGAGAGGGGAUGUCAUGGUUCAGAGGGCCACGAUGCAUGCUUGGCGGAAUCCGAGCCAGACGGAAUGGUGUCGGAUGAUUUUCUGCUUGCAGGACUGUAAGCCUCUGUAUGUGGGCGGGCAGAGAUUUGGAGAGGAUCUGGGGACUGGUACUGAGGGAGUGCCGGCUUCUGGGAACGACGCUUGA